Messenger RNA from Onychostoma macrolepis, 10585 nucleotides. It is a transcript of the gene bicdl1, whose product is annotated as BICD family like cargo adaptor 1. Gene Ontology annotation, biological process: vesicle transport along microtubule; Golgi to secretory granule transport. Bases 381 to 2222 code for a protein of 613 amino acids. The record is from RefSeq and is a predicted model, not a curated record. The transcript is spliced from 10 exons. NCBI's taxonomy places the organism in Eukaryota, Metazoa, Chordata, Actinopteri, Cypriniformes, Cyprinidae.
UCGCGCACGAGAGCAAUCCGUGUAUUUGUGUCUUAUAGGCCAGGGAUGUGAGCAAGGGGCGACAAUAAUGGGGAAUAACCGGGACCCCGGUGCUCUGGAGUGGACACAACGACUGGACGGUGAUCAUCAAGGAGGUUAACGUGAAGAUCAACCAUCCCGAGAGGGUUUUACACUGAUUUGGCGAGGCUUGAUGGAUUAUAUUGGGCUCAGUGAUCAAUUGAUUGCCGCCGGAGACCAGAUAAAGCGCAUAUAAUCAUACUGGAUACGAUUUAUCCAUUUCCAUGGCGUUAUCACCCACCCAGAGCCAAGCAGGUCACCUGGACCCAGGACUAAAGCGGGCUCACCGGGUCUGAAGCGCUCGAUCUGUCGUGAUUGAGGCGAUGUUCGCGUCUUGCCUCGAUCUGCGCAGCGCGAUUUCAGCACCACCGCAGCUGGACAGCGACCGCAUGGACCGAGCGCUCGAUCCCAGCCGUCAAAACUCGCCAGACUCCGCCGCGGGAAACCAGACCCUCACGCUGCUACACACCGCGCCAGGGGGACUCGGCAUGGCUCUGGAGGAGGAGCUGGCUAUGCUCACCCGCGAGCGGGAGGAGGAUCUGGAGGUAUCCGCCUCAGAGACACCUGUGAGCGGACAGGACUCUGACCUACUGUCGCUCUUCCGGCAAAAGGAGAAGGACUUGGUCCUCGCUGCUAAAUUGGGCAAAGCACUACUUGAAAGAAACCAAGACCUCACAAAGCAAUAUGACAAAAUGACCAAGGAUUUAAACGACAAACUGGAGCUCCUGGAGCAGGAGAAGCACGAGCUGCGGCGGCGUCUGGAGAGCCGUGAGGGCGAGUGGGAAGGUCGGGUGGCAGAACUGGAGACAGAUGUGCAACACCUGCAGGGGGAGCUGGAGAGACAUCAGGUGCAGCUGCGAGAGGCCGACCGCGACAAGAGCCGAGCCAUCAGCGAGCUGUCAGAACAAAACCAUCGACUGCUGGAGCAGCUCAGCCGGGCCGCCGAGGUGGAGAAACAGUUGUCUACUCAGGUUCAUUCAUUACGGGAUGAUUUCAAAGAGAAAAGCAUCUCCACUAACCAGCACAUGACGCGCCUUGAGACCCUACAGGCCGAGAUAAAGAUGUUGUCAGAACGUAAGCAGGAACUGGAGCGACGUGUGAACGCCAUGCUGGAGGAGAACGAGCAGCUGCAGCACACGGUGGACGACCUGAGAGAGCGAACGCUGGUGCUGGAGAAGCAGUGUCACGAGAAGGACCUACAGCUGCGCCAGAGUCAGCUGGAGCUGCAGGAAGUGCGCGUGUCUCACCGGCAGCUGAGCGCUCGUCUGGAGGAGCUGACGGAGGAACGCAGUUUUCAGGGCUUCAGUCCCAACCCGCACAGCCUCCUCUGUGAGAUCGAGCAGAGCAUGGAGCAGGAGGAGCUGGAGCAGGAGAGAGAGCAGCUCCGGCUGCAGCUGUGGGAGGCUUACUGUCAGGUGCGCUCCAUCUGCUCCCAGCUGAGAGGAAAUGACAUCACAGACUCCGCCUUAUCCACAGACUCGUCCAUGGACGAGUCUUCAGAGACGCUGUCGGCUAAAGACGUCCCCACGGGGAGUUUGCACGCUAGUCUUCUGGAGCUGCGCAGACUCACGCGAAACCUGCUGGACGGCAACGAAUCUACGGGUUCACGGCGCAGUGAUGAGGAGGUUCUGGAGGAGCAGGUGCGUAAAUUGAGCGAGGAGCUGCGAGAGCUUAGAGAACUGUACGAACAGGAGCAGGAAAAAACACGCAACAGCCAGGAGGAGGUGCUACAGCUCCAUAAUCAGGUGGCGCUGCUCUCGGUGGAAGUUUCUUCUUCAAGAGAAGAGAACGAGCGGUUAAGAGCGAUGGCAGAAGUACACGAGCCCAACGAACAGUUACAGAGCGCUAUACGAGACAGAGAUGAAGCCAUUGCCAAGAAGAAAGCUGUGGAGAUGGAGCUGGCGAAGUGUAAGAUAGACAUCAUGUCUUUGAACAGUCAGCUGUUGGAUGCGAUACAGCAGAAACUCAACCUGUCUCAGCAGUUAGAAGCCUGGCAGGAUGAUAUGCACAGAGUUAUCGAUCAACAGCUGAUGGAUAAACACCAGGAGGAGUGGAAGGAUCCUCCAUACUCCUUCAACGGGUCACGAGGACGAGCUCCAUCCAGACGAGCACAUCGCCUCUCGGACGGAGACAAGCGCCUCUUUUCUUUCUUCAAGAAGAACUGAGAUUAUCUGAAGACAUGGAGGAAGGGAGUGUGAGAACAGACGUGAGAGAAGGGUACAACAAAUGACAAAGAAAGUCUAAAUAACCAGAUCAGCGGUUCUCAACUGGUUUUGCUCAUCAAAACAAAAUUAUUUUUUGUACAAAAGUAACAAAAAAUCUUUAAAAUCAAACACUGAAAUGCACUAAUUAGUCGCAUCAAUGCACUCACAAAAUUCAGAUCAAAAUUUCAAUUCACAUAAAAUCUCCAUCCAUUUGGACAGUUUUAACAUAUACUAAUAAACCUAAUGUGAUGCAUUUAUCAGUCAAAUAUAAAUGAAACAGAUAAGAUUUCUGUAAUUUUACAAACACAAUAACCAGGUUUAUACAUUUAUCAUUGAUAAAUCAAAUUUGGUAUAAUCUAAUUUAUGUUAACUUACCGAAUAUUGCUUGUUCCACGGCCAUAAGUGAACUAUUUUCAUACUUUUUAAACUAAAUUAGUUGAAUUGUUUUCACAAUGAACAGAGGCAAUUUAAAUAAAGGCAUUUUGAAAAUAUAAUACUAAAUAAAAUCAAAUAGAUGCAAAUGUAUAAUAAUAAACUAUGCUAUGCUGUUUUUGAGGGCAGAAACCUUUUUCGUUUGUUUAUAUUAAAAGUGUGUAAUCCGAAUGGAUUUGUUGAUGAUACAUUUAUGAACCUGCUAUUGUGUAUUUAAAACACAUUCAGUUCACUAGUACUAUUACAGAAAACUGACCCGUUUCAUUUAUGCACGACUGUCAAAUAUGCAUCACAUUACGUUUAUUAUUUCGUUAAAACAAUCCAAUGCAAUCCAAAAAGAUGGAAAUUUUAUGCAAUUUAUGCAAAUACAUAAAUAUUAAAUUUUGAAUACUUAUUUGAAGUAUUUAUAUAUGAUGCAUUAUUAAAGUAGUUUUAUGCAUUAAUUUUGCCUUAUGCACUGUAUGAUGUCAUGAAUAAUUGUAACCAGUUAUGAUACAUUUAGUUAUUGUUACACCGUUAGAAUAUAUAAUGCAUUAAAACACACGACAUGCAAACCUUCAAAUAUUAUAAUGUGUUUUAAUUGUGGUUACAAUUUUUUCAGUUGGGUUCAGUUUCUGAAAAGAUAUAAUGCAUUACAUAUAAUACCUUUAAUAUGAAUUAUACAUAAAGCCUUUAAGCGAAGUGUUACAUAGGUUUUAUGUUGUCUGCACCCAAUAAUUGACUGUAAAAACACUUCUUUUGGGUCACGAGCCACCGGUUGAGAACCACUGCACUGACAAACCGAGUUCUCUGAUGGCUUUGAGCCGUUUUGCACUUUAUCUGUACCCACAAUCCUCCCUCAGAAAGCUUUAGGAGCAGAACACAAAUCUCGUCCGGUAGGGUGAAGCCCUGCGGCAGGGUCUGUUCAACAGGGUUCCCAGAAUUCUCCAGUCCUAUCAGAGGUCCGUUUCCCCUGCGAGUGCCUCGGAAAGCUUCUCCUCACCUCACUGCCAGAGAUUCACGGAGGCACAUCCGCUCACCGACAAAUCACGGCAUUCGCUAGAGACUCAACUCAGGAUGAACUGGACUUCAGACGGUUCAGGACAAAGGUUCAGCAUCACCGUCAAGUUUCAGGCCCAGACGGAAUCUGUGGGCGUCUUUUACAUUUUCUGUGCUGAUUUUGGGAUAAAAUAUGAGAGUACUGCAGUAUUAUUGAAAAUAUAAAGGGUGUAGCAUAACUUGAAUAUCAUAAAUCGGCAUAAAUUUGUCAGUUUCGGACACAGAUUGGGUUUGGGCCUGAUUAUAAAUGAUGUUUGAACGCUGCAACUUUAAAAUCAGAAACAGCUACAGACGCUCUGCUCUUGGGUUCAUUCACAGAGGCAUUUUAUAUAAAAAAAACAAAAACAACAACAACUAACAACCACACGAAUAUUAUAGAAAAUUAACUUUCAGCAGCUGCUUCGAAUCAAAAACUUAUAAAAGCACGCAACAUAUACAAAUAAUAAUGCAACAGGAAAUUAGUAGCGUAAAUGUGUCGUGGCUAUUUUAUCAAACAUGCCUGCUUGUUUUUUAGCACAUUUCUGGAGAAAAUGUCCUCAGGCUGCUUGAUAAUAAACUUCAGGCGGUCCCGUGAACCAAAGAGCAGAAGUGUUGAGCUGUAACUUGUAGACUGCGUCUGAAAAACUGCAUUGAAAAUAAGGUUUACACACGUAAAAACAGUAUAAAUCACAGAGAAACACCAAACUGAAGACACCAUUAGACGAUACUCACCAAUAGAAAAUCUCAGUCCUCAGAGAUGCACUGAAACUGCGGCUGUGUUCAGAAUGAACUACUACUGCGCCGUUUUUAAAAGACAAAUAAUGUGACACUGUAUGCAGAACGUAACGAUAUUUCAAACAGCAGAAUGCUACAUUGCAGUCACCAAAAAUUCCAAUUUAAUUUUUUUUUUUUUUGUGACCCUGGACCACAAAACCAGUCUUAAGUCGCUGGGGUAUAUUUGUAGCAAUUGCCAAAAAUACACUGUAUGGGUCAAAAUUAUCGAUUUUUCUUUUAUGCCAAAAAUCAUUAGGACGUUAAGUAAAGAUCGCGUUCCAUGAAGAUAUUUUGUAAAUUUCCUACUGUAAAUAUAUCAAAACUUAAUUUUUGAUCAGUAAUAUGCAUUGAUAAGAACUUCAUUUGGACAACUUUAAAGGUGAUUUUCUCAAUAUUUAACAGAUUCCACAUUUUCAAAUAGUUGUAUCUCGGCCAAAUAUCGUCCUAUCCUAACAACCAUACAUAAAUGAAAAGCUCAUUUAUUCAGCUUUCAGAUGAUGUAUAAUUAAAAAUGAUUACCCUUAUGACUGGUUUUGUGGUCCAGGGUCACAUUUGUCAAAAAACUGUCACUGCACUUGGAAAAGUCUGUAAAAAUAGGGCACCGUGUAGUGUUAAUAUGACUUAAUAUGAAUCACCAGUACCUUUUCCCACUUUUUUCUUACAGUGUAGAAAUGUAAAAAAAUCAUCGUUGAUGUUACUUCCAGUUCAUUUGUCUCACUGUAAAGGGAAGGUUAAGUCAAGUGCAUUGCACUGCACAUUUUGGCUACUGUAGUAGCUGUAGUACUGCAGGCAUAGUAUGACUACACUCUCAGAAAAAAGGUACAAAAUUGUCACUAGUGGUGCCACAGUAAGAGACAAAAGCUAAAAGAUUCACCUGUGUACCUUUAUUUACCUCUAAACGGUAAAUGUUACCUUAAAUGCACAUAUUAGUACCUUUUGAAAGAGACAGUCCUGUACCUUUAAGUGUACUGAGCGUGUAGUAUGCUGGUAUGUUAUUCUGAACACAGCCCAGGUCAUUUCUAGUGUGUACUUCCUCCAGCCUAUGAGAAUGAAGGGAGCACUUGUGUCCUGAUUGCGAGCUGUAAUCGGGUGUGUUUUCUGUCUCGUGUUCAGUGUGUGUGAGUGUGUGUGUGUGUGCGUGUGUUUUUGGGUUCAGUCAGUGAAAGUCGGGCAGAUUUUGAGCAAAGCUAUGCAGCUGUCUUCUUUCUCGCAGAGUUUUGGUUCGGAGAAACCCAAAGAGUGAUUUUUUUUAUACGUACAAAGACACAAAUAGGUUUGGAAUAAAAAAAAGGAAUCAAUAUAUUUGUAAAUGUAUAACUUUUGAAUGAUAAAUCAACUUUUUUAGAACAAUCUCCAUGUAAGCGCUUGUCUGUCAUGUAGUCUGGUUCGUAAGUGUUUCUGGAGGAUUCGCUGGAAUCGCUGUCUGAUCAGAACUGAAUGUAAACCAUCUGAAAACUCUCAAUCCAGACCCAAUACAUCACACUGCUCCAUUAGUCAUUUUAUAUCCAUCAGAUCAAUGUGAAAUAAGAUGACUCUCCACAGGAGAGGUACUACAGGACAAGAGGGCAAAAGUUUCAUUUUACAGUAACUUCUCUAAAACAGUAAUCCAUUACAUCUUCAACAGUGGAUUACCGUACUAAUCACUCUCUCCAAAAAGUAUUGCAUUACUCAUUACUUUAUAAAUCACAUAUCAACCUCGACCAGUUGAACAAUACAAGGACAGACAUGAAAAUGCUCUUUUAAUUAUUUCAAAUAAAUAACACAAAAUUGCAUCAAUUAUUCUUGAACUGACCUAAUUAUUUAAAGGGAGAAGGUUACAUUAAUAACAGAUUUUUUUAACAUUAAAAGUUAAAAUUGGAUGGAAAAUCCACUAGUUUUAUACAUCAGAAGUAACUGCAAAUAACAUACAGAAAGAAAAAGGGAUUACAGAAAGGAAACCCUUACUUUACUUUUUUCUUGGGAAAAGUAAUUAAAUUACAGUUACUAUUUACUUAGUAAUGCAUUACACUAAAAACUGGUCAUAUGGAUAUUCACUAUAUAUAUGCAAAUUUAAUACAGAAAUUUGAACAAAUUUAUGUAUUAUAUUAAAGUGAUUAAAAUUACACUCUAGCGGUUGGCAAUUGUCAGAACAUUUAACAAAAUUAAUGCAUAAAAAAAAUGUACAUUUGUGCAUGUAAAUAUUCUUGUGCCUUUUCAAAAGAUAAAAUUCCUCUAAAAUGCUUCUUGAAAAGUGGCUAAAAAAUCCUCUGACAUUUAAAAAUCACUGAAGCAAAGUCUCACUUAUAUUUAAUUUACUCCAAUUACAUUUAAUGCUGCUUUUGGAAGUUGCAUUUGAGAGAUCCAAACUGAUGCAAACAUAUAUGACAAGGUGAUUUAAAAAGGAUCAGAUGUUUAUAAUUAUUUUGGCCUGUAGUGCCUCUCCUGUCUGACGGCGGAUGAAUGAAACACGCUGUUAUAUUAGCAGUGGUUUAAAUCUUCCAGACAGCAGCCGCAGCUCGAAUCGCUCCACGUUUAGAGCAUCACUCGUCUCUCUUCUGUUGUUCUGUAUGUAAAAAACAUUUCAAUGUCUUUUCUUUAGAUUCUGUUCUUGCGUUUCACACACUGUUCUGUAAACGUCUCGUUACGUUGACUUUGUACUGCUGUCCUUUUGCCAUUUAAACACUGUUUUUGCAAGUCUCUCCAGUCUGGGUCUUAAAUCUGUGCGAGCCGCUGUUGUGAAUGUGUUUUUCCCCACAGUCAUCUCCUAUUUUUUACAAAAACCAGUCCCUCAAACGAGCAGCACUAGUUCUUUUAUCACUAGCCCUACAUGCAUGUGAGUGGAUGUGCACAUCUUUCUAUGUAUAUUUCAUUCAUAAGACAAAAACAAGUUGUUUGAAUAUGAUCACUGGACGUUCGAUAAAUUAUUUUAAUAGAAAUAUUGAGUAUUAAGCAAUUUUAUCCUGAACCUGUCGGUCUGAUUGUGAUUCAAAAAGCUUAUUUUACAUAGAAUAAAUGGGGGGCAGAUUAAUAAAAGAGGGAGAGCUCAAUAGCUAUCGGAGUAAAUAUUGUAUAAAGCAAAUAUGAAUGGUUCUCACCAGCCUCAUUAGUGCCAAGUUUCCUCCCUUAAAUGCACUUUCUAAAAAUCAACAUAUUAAAAACAUUCAUAUAUCUACUCAAACACUUUAUCUUUGCAGUAAAUCUCAAAAAUGGCUGCUAAAAUAUAACUUCAUAUCAACAUGAACCUCACGACAUUUAUAGUAAAUAUGAUACACUUAAGUCUGAAUUAUUCAUGCUGAUUGAAUAAAACCAGAAAAAGUGUCAAAUGGACUUAAAGCGAAUUAUCACACAUACCUAAUAUGUUACAUUUUGCUAAAAUUUUUCACUUCCAGACAAAGACUGCAGACAAAAGUGUAUGUUUCUGUACAUUUGUAAGUAAUACCGUGGUAAAACUGUAAAUAAGGCAGAUUUUAUACUUUCCAUAAUGUGUUUGCUAUUUAUACUCAUAGUGAGUUUGAUCCGGUGUUUUUAUAAUUAUUAAAUUCUUAUUUUUCCAACAGAUUCCUUUAAAAUACCAAGUUAUAUACAAAUGCAGACAAACGUAUGUCCAUGUUUAAAAAGCUUCCAAUGUCUUGACGUGGAACGCACUGUGAUGUAAAAGAAUUAAAAAAAAAAAUGCACAUGCAAAAUCUUCUCAAUUAUCAGAUAUUCCAGUAAUAAAACUGAAGAAUCGUUGCAGUCCUGCAAUAAACAUUAAGAAGAAAGAGCAAAGCUUGUAAACAAAUGUGCAACGUGAUGAUGCUUAAUAAAGACAAGGACAAACAUGCUUGUGUCAAAUAUUAAUUCUUAAAAUAUUUAUUAAUGAUUUAUUUCAUAAAGGGGAGGUCCACUAUACAUUUCUUUUCUCCAGUGUAUAAUAUAACCACAGCUGAAAAUUUUUUUUCAACCAGCACAGUUUGCACGGACAUGUGCUAGUAUGUCAAACGUGCACGUAUACGCACACGUAUCAUGAACUGAAGUCACACGACUGGGUUGAGAUUGGCUCACAGCACAGCCAGGGCUUGUGGUGUGUUUUGGCUUACUAAAUUAAUCAUGAAAAAUGAAAAGCAUUAAAAUAUUUCUAUUCGUGAAUCUCACAAAACCACUCAAAAACAAUAACAUUUUAGAUGUUUAAAAAAAAUAUAUAUAAAAAAAAUGAAGCUCAUUUUAGGUUCCUUAAUCUUUUUCCAUAUUUUGCAUAUUUCAGUUUUGAAGCAUUUAUAUAUCAUUGUACUAUUUGUUGUAAUUAAUGCAGCUCUAAAUUCAUUGCAUUACAUUACACAUCUGCAAAAAAUGCACAAAACUGUAAUGACUUCAAUACAUAUAUAAAAAAAACACAAAUUCAGGUAUUUACUUAUCUGCAAAAAUUGUACAUUUUAGAUUAACAUUUUAAUGCAAAACAAGAACGUAAAUAUGCCUUUUUUUGUUGUAAUGACUUAAAUGCAGAUCUAAAUUCAUUGCAUAAACCAAUUUUAUGCAUAUUGCAUAAAAAAACAAUUGUGGUCUUUUUAAUUUUCUGCAAAAAAGCUACAUUUUUACAUUAACAUUUUAAUGCAGAAUAAAAAAAUAAUAAUGUGCCUAAAAUGUGCUUCACUUUCAUUGGGGAAAAUUUUUGUUGUAAUGACAAAUGCAAUGCAUUUAAUGCAAAUGCAAAUGCAUUUCAUAAAAAAAUCUUUAAUUCUUUGCAAAAAAUGCUACAUUUUUACAUUAUCAUUACUUUUUACAUUUACAUUUUAAUGCAAAAGAAAACAUUAAUGUGCCUAAAAAUCAGCUUCAUUUUCUUUAUGAAAAAUUACUUUUUCUUUUAAGGUGAAUUGGGACAUAGUCCUGUUUUGGUGAGAUUCACCGUCAUAGAGACGCCAAUGAAAGAUCACACAGAGGGAUGGCAGAGGCUGUGUAUCUGUCAAAUGUGGAUCUGCCAUAAAGACUAUUCAGUCAAAGUGUCAAUAGCGUAUUCAAGAAAUUUAGGGAUGAACCAACGAGUCAGGUUGACCCUGGUGGCUUAAAACACUUUAACAUCUCCCUUCCACAUAUAAAAACAUAUUACAUUUCAAGCGAUAGACACUUUGCAUAAACACUGUAAUCGUUAUGUUUUUAAACCUUGUAUCAGCAUCUUCCGGGUCCAGAUGAUUGUACUUCAUACAACCUCGUAUGGCACAACGUCGCUCUUCCGUGAGGUGCAGAAGAUAAAAUCUUGUUUUAACACCGGCUUCAAUCGAAUGCAUCCACAAACCCAAAGAUGCGACUCCAGCGUCCGGAGAAAUACUACAAUGCCUGAUACAGAAGUGUGUGGCAACACUGUUCUGAGGUUAUGGCAGCAUCAUCCACCCUCAUCCUCUUCAUCUUCACGGGAAAAACAAAAGCAGAAAAACACGAGCCUGAAGCGGCAGAAGAUGUCAUUGAAUGUAAAAGGAGCUCGGCUUUCCACAUCAUGAAGACCCGAAGCCUGAACUAAUGCGGUGAAUCUCAUAAAAACAUGUAAAUCUAAAAGGCAAAAAGAAAUUAUAAUUUGCAUGAAAAAAUGAAGCCUAUAUUAGGACCAUUGUGGUUUUUUUAAAUUGACUUAAUUUUCAUGAUAAUGAUUCAUGCUAAUGCGCUUUUCGAUGCACAUUACUGUAAAGCAUCCAGAUGUUUAAAUUCUCAUUAUAUUCUUAAUAGUCAUUUUUUAUGUACUACAGCAAAAAAAUGACUGUUACAAUGAUUUCUUUAACUAAGCUAUUAAAUGCAGCACAACAAAUACUAUGAUAAUAUAUGAUUACCUUACAAUAUAUAAACAUCAAAUUUCAUCAAGAAUUUGGCAUGAAAUGUGCUUGAUCCUAAACAAAGUCUUCAUUUUCUUUAUGCAAAAUAUAAAUAAUUUUUAAAUGUGACCUGGAGAUGUUUUUUGUGAGAUUCACUCAAUGAAAGGAAGGAACGGGUUUGAGGAAUAACAAAAGAUCCUAUCAGAGAAUGAAAACACAUGAUGGAUCAUUAUAAUAAUUAAUAACGUCUAAAAUGAACUAAAAAAAAAAAACAAUUGUUGGCAUCUGUCUCCGAUUGAGUCCAUGGUGAGUAAAUGUCUGUAUUUGUAUGAUUUCAUAAAAAAA